This is a messenger RNA of Lineus longissimus, 671 nucleotides long. RefSeq lists its product as uncharacterized. Lineage: Eukaryota; Metazoa; Nemertea; Pilidiophora; Heteronemertea; Lineidae. The record is from RefSeq and is a predicted model, not a curated record. The transcript has 5 exons. Bases 1 to 390 code for a protein of 129 amino acids.
AUGAAAAGUUAUAAUAAUGGAAAAGAAGACAAUGGAACGGAAAAGAAGACAAUGGAACGGUCAUGUGCAGCAGCAGCUGCUGUUAGUAAUAAAAAAUUGACAUAUGCCAAUGUGGUUGCUGGAAAAAAGCCUCUUCCUAUUCUUGACGGACCUGAUUCCGAGGAGGAGUUCACUUCUAAACCACAUGAAUGGGUAAAAGUGGAAAGGAAGAGGCCUAAAGAGGCAAAGAAAGGCCAUUUGAAGCUCUAUCUAAAAAAGAGGUCAUUUAAAACUCAACUGUCAACUCCAAGAAUGACAACAAAAAAAAACGAAAGUUACAAAAACGCCACCAGAAGAACCAACACCCUCACCACCAUCACCAUCAAGAACAACAACAACCCCUGGAAAUGAUGAAGAAAGAAAAGUUGGAAGAAUAUCCCCGCCACUCCCACCACCUGUAACGCAGUCAACAACAACAACAAUGGGCGAAAGAACGUACAGUGAUUUUAUAGACAUUUUAAACGAUUGGGUUUUGAAGAGAGCAGGUGUUGGGAAGAUGUACCUCCCAAAAUAUUAUGAAGGGAAGGAACGUAAGGAAUUUCUUGAGGUAAUGAUGCCUUAUUUAAAUCCUACACUCUUUUUUUUACCAUCGUCAUCUGAUGCUGGUUGUCAGGAAAAUGUUGUGCAGGAAA